This is a messenger RNA of Nerophis lumbriciformis (worm pipefish), 462 nucleotides long. The record is from RefSeq and is a predicted model, not a curated record. NCBI's taxonomy places the organism in Eukaryota, Metazoa, Chordata, Actinopteri, Syngnathiformes, Syngnathidae.
AUGAAUGUGGGUGUGGCACACAGCGAGGUGAACCCUAACACCCGGGUCAUGAACAGUCGAGGCAUCUGGCUGACCUACGCGCUGGGUGUGGGAAUCCUUCACAUUGUGCUCCUGAGCAUACCAUUCUUCAGUGUGCCGGUGGUGUGGACGCUUACGAAUGUCAUUCACAACUUGGGAAUGUAUGUGUUUAUGCACGCGGUAAAAGGGACGCCUUUUGAGACCCCCGAUCAAGGCAAGGCCAGACUGCUCACACACUGGGAACAGCUCGAUUACGGUGUGCAGUUCACGUCCUCCAGAAAGUUCUUCACCAUUUCCCCCAUCAUCCUAUAUUUCUUGGCCAGUUUUUACACCAAAUACGACGCCGCGCACUUCUUCAUAAACACGGCGUCUCUUUUGAGCGUGCUCAUCCCCAAGCUACCGCAACUGCAUGGCGUGAGAAUCUUCGGAAUUAACAAGUACUGA